UAUGCCUUUGUAUGAAUUAAUCGCAAUUUGCAGAUGCUCCUAGGCAUAAGGUACAGCUGCUGCCAUUAGAUAACUGUCAGUCUUGAUUUUCUAAGGAGGUAAUAUCAUACAUUGAAAUAAAAUAGGAGGAAAUAUUAGAAAUGUGAGAAUAUUAGGGGAUAGAAUCAUGAGUAAAUAAAUUAUAGGAAAUGAUGGAUUUAGACAUAUGAUAGGGAGAUAUGUUUCAAUUUUAUAUGAUGGUCAUCCAAGCAAGUUUAGAAAUGUGUUAAAAGGAGGAGAAAAGUCGUUUGAAAUAUUUAGAUUAUAGCAUUUUCGAAUUAAGGACUUUAUUCCAGAGGCAGUAGGAUUUACAAAGCCAUUUGAAGAAGAGGCUCCUUUUGUGAAGAACAAUAGUGUUCAAUCUUAUGAAUAUGGAAGAGCAUUGCAAAUAUUAAGAGAAGAAAAGUAAAAAUUAUCCUGAGU
Paramecium pentaurelia is the source of this 462-nucleotide messenger RNA. NCBI's taxonomy places the organism in Eukaryota, Ciliophora, Oligohymenophorea, Peniculida, Parameciidae. The record is from the annotation of a GenBank genome assembly.